Messenger RNA from Linum tenue, 350 nucleotides. Lineage: Eukaryota; Viridiplantae; Streptophyta; Magnoliopsida; Malpighiales; Linaceae. The record is from the annotation of a GenBank genome assembly.
CCCCUCCGUUUUCUCGAUUUUCACGAUUCUUCUUCCCCUCCGUUUUCUCGAUUCUUCUUCCCAGGAAUGGAUGUUCGUCGUCCUCCUUGAAUCCGAACGCCCCGCUGUUCGUCCCGAUGGCUUACCAAGCGGUGGAGGAUUUCUCCGAUCAGUGGUGGUCGCUCAUCCAAUCUUCCACCUGGUUCCGCGACUACUGGCUCCAGGAGCGCUACCAGGAUCCCCAAUCCGACUUCUUCCUCCCCGACGACCUCGAUUUCUUCGACGACGGCGCCGAUUUCCUCAGCGGCAAAGGUAUGUGGAGGAGAAGUAAGAGGAAGCGGCCCGGAUGAAAUGGGACAUGGCGACGAUGG